AUGGAUAAUCAAGGGGUGGUGAGGGAGGAAACGAACUCCCACACAGGGAAUAAUACUGUAAAAGAGGAGAAAACAACAAUAUCAUCAUCGACACAAGAAACACAAACGUCACAUUCAAACUGUAGUGAUAUCGACUCUAACAGUUGGUCCAAAUAUCUUCGAGAGACAUCAUCUAUAUUCUGUGAACUUGAGCAUGAACGGACUGCUGGAUGGAAUUCAAAGGCAUUGGACAACUGGUAUGAACAACAACGGCAAUGCAAACAUCCCAAAGGGAAUGAUAAUAGCAAAAGUGUAACGAACGCUCCUACUACUUCAUUUGCUGGAACUGAUGUUGCAAAAUUGUGUGAUCGUUACUGCACUCACGCCGGUCGUAUCUUAACUAAUGCUGCUCCAGAGUACUUUAAACCUCAUCCAAUCACACGUGCAAGACGGCGACAACAACAACAACAACAACAAUGUCAAUCACAGAAAUACGAUGAAGAAAGUACUCCAACUUUUCUUGACCUUGGUUCUGCUCCUGGUGGCGUCUCGAAAUUUCUCGUCACUCGGUUACAUUGGAAUGGGAUUGGGGUUUCACUACCAGAAAGCCGCGGUGGUAUUGCAUCAGACGCAUCUUGGAUACCUUCAUCAUCUACAGAACCUCCUUACAAAUUUAUUGAAGGAAGCAUUCUGGAAGAUGAUUGGCAAGGAGCUAUUAAAGGACAAAAGUUCUUUUUCGUUAACGGGGGUGCAGUGCAAGACCAUGGACAGCGUGAAAGUGAAAAAUCAGAUAAUAAUAAUAAUAAUAAUAAUAAUAAUAAUAAUAAUAAUAAUGAGAAUGUCUCGUCCUCACUCUCACCAUUAGCACCACCACCGUGGUUUAACUUCCUUGUGCCUCAGCUGCGACUUGCAGUGGAGCAUGUUGAGGAUGGUGGCGUUAUAAUGAUCGUAUUUGGUGUACCUCAGUCUGCGAGUCUUUUUAUCAUGCUGGAACUCAUGCAGCCGCUUGUACGUGGUGACAUUCACAUUGUGGAAACCAUGCAUUUGACGAAGUCUCCUGUGUAUGUGAUCUUAACUGAUAUUCGCAUGGCGAGUGACGGUGCUGAUCGGGUGGCGUGGGAGUUGCUGCUGCGACGCAUGAGUGAAGGCGCUGGGGACUUUUGGCGGGGCGCCACACCCGACGGGCUGCGGCUUGCGGUGAGUGGGUUUGCACGGCACCGUGGGGGUGUGGAGGCGGUGUGGGCGAAGACCACAGCCUUCCUGCGACGGCGUCGCGUCUCUGCGGAGCGGGGCAUGGCGGCAGCAGCAGCAACAGUCGUGAGUGGUGAUGGUGCGGGGAAGAGGCAGCGUGAGUAG
This is a messenger RNA of Trypanosoma theileri, 1335 nucleotides long. RefSeq lists its product as uncharacterized. The record is from RefSeq and is a predicted model, not a curated record. Lineage: Eukaryota; Euglenozoa; Kinetoplastea; Trypanosomatida; Trypanosomatidae. The transcript has a single exon. Bases 1 to 1335 code for a protein of 444 amino acids.